Molecule: messenger RNA, 3488 nt
Organism: Hydra vulgaris (swiftwater hydra)
Lineage: Eukaryota; Metazoa; Cnidaria; Hydrozoa; Anthoathecata; Hydridae
Product: kinesin-like protein KIF11-B
Biological process (GO): spindle elongation; mitotic spindle assembly; microtubule-based movement
Cellular component (GO): nucleus; mitotic spindle; spindle microtubule
Molecular function (GO): microtubule binding; plus-end-directed microtubule motor activity; ATP binding
Source: RefSeq, a predicted model, not a curated record
GCUCCAUUUUUGAUUUUUACUUAACGUUGUUUUACGUUAAUAUUUAUAUUUUGUUAAUAUUUGUAAUUAUUUUUUAUUAGCUACAAUAUAAGAAACAUGGGAAAGCCUAUUUUAAAAUUAGACAAAAACCAAAAUAUCCAAGUUGCUGUAAGGUGUCGGCCAAGGAACAGUCAAGAAAUUAAGGCUGGUUCUGCUGAUGUCGUUGACAUAAAUAAUCAAACCAAAGAGAUAACUGUACGCCAAGACAUGAAUUAUAUGGAUAAAGGCAACAAUAAAACUUUUUCAUUUGAUAAAGUAUUUGGACCCAAGUCUAAACAAAUUGAUAUAUAUCAGUCUAUGGUUUGUCCUGUUAUUGAUGAAGUACUUCAAGGAUAUAAUUGCACAAUAUUUGCAUAUGGACAAACUGGAACAGGAAAAACCUUUACAAUGGAAGGUGACAGAUUAGACUCCGAAGAAUUUUCAUGGCAAGAUGAUCCAUUAGCUGGCAUUAUUCCUCGUGCAAUGCAUCAACUUUUUGAAUUGCUUAACAUUAUGGAAGAAUGUGCAGAAUUUUCUGUGCGUGUAUCGUUUCUCGAAAUAUAUAAUGAAGAAUUGUUUGACUUGCUGGGAACUUCACUUGACUCUCAAAAAUUGAGAUUGUUUGAAGAUACAACAAAAAAGGGAUCAGUUGUGAUUCAAGGUUUAGAGGAAGUUAUAGUGCAUAGUCGAAAUGAAGUUUAUCAUAUUUUAGAACGUGGAGCGGCACGUCGUCAGACAGCUGCAACAUUACUGAAUGCUCAAUCAAGUCGUUCGCAUUCUCUGUUUAUGGUGACAAUACACAUGAAAGAAAAUAAUAUUAAUGGUGAAGAGUUUUUGAAAACAGGAAAAUUAAACUUGGUUGAUUUGGCUGGUAGUGAGAAUAUUGGAAGAUCUGGCGCAGUUGAAAAAAGAGCCAGAGAAGCAGGAACAAUAAAUCAAAGUUUACUAACUCUUGGUCGUGUUAUAACUGCAUUGGUGGAAAAUGCUCCUCAUGUCCCCUAUAGAGAAAGUAAGUUAACUCGUCUUCUAAAAGACUCUUUAGGAGGAAGAACCAAAACAUCAAUUAUUGCUACAAUAUCACCUGCAGCUUGUAAUUUAGAGGAAACCUUGAGCACUCUUGACUAUGCUCAAAGAGCAAAAAAUAUUACAAAUAAACCUGAAAUAAACCAGAAGCUAACAAAGAAGGCACUAAUAAAGGAAUAUACAGAGGAAAUUGAGAAGCUUAAAAAAGAUUUAUUUGCUGCCCGAGAAAAAAAUGGAAUUUUUAUUGCAGAAGAUAAUUAUAUUUUAAUGCAAAAUCAAUUAUCAUCCCAAAAAUCAAGUUUGCGUGAAUAUGUUGAAAAAAUACAAUUUAUGGAAGAAGAAAUGAAAAAAACAGAACAACUUUUUGCAUCAAUGCAACAAAAAUUAGAAAAAACUACUCAGCAUUUACAAUGGAUAAAGCAGGAGCGAGAUGAAACAAAAGUACUUGUGUCAAAGCAUGUAGAAACAGAGCAGCAACUCUUCAAUCAAGCUAGUGAACUGCUCGAUACAGUUGAAGAAACAAUAAAUCACAAAAAUAUUUUGCAUUCCUCAUUGGAUCGUAACAAAAAUUUACAUGUUGUAAACCUAUUGAGCAGUCAGAAGUUCAAAGAAAAUGCUCAUGCAAAAGUUUCUAGCUUGAAUGAAAGCAUAAUAAAUGGAAGACAUUCUAGUUUUGCGUAUCAUCAAGAUAUUGUCACUGAACUUAAUAAUUUUAAAUCUGAGAAAGCCUCAUCUUACAAUCAAUUGAGCAAAAUAAUAAACAUAUCUGUUGAAGAGAUUUAUAAGUGCCUUGAAAUUGCAAGAACAAAGCAGAAUGAGAUCAAAUCAGAGUGUACUAAAAAAGAUCUAUUAUUUUCUCAUAAUGUUGAAACCUGCAAAAAUGAAACACUACAAGCUAUUAAUAAUUAUCAUAAAGAAAUUUUUACUAAUGCUUUAAAAGAGUUUCAUGAGUGUAUUUUACGAAUGCAAGAAUGCGAUGAAAGACUUGUAAACUCAGUUAAUGCAAUGACAGAGCAUUUUUGUGAAACAACAAAAGGUUUCAUUGAAAAACAAACUGUUGAACUUAGAGAUCUUGGUCAAACAGUUGAUGAGCAUAUAUGUUGUCAGAAAGAAGCAAUUGAAAAAGUUAAUUCAUAUGUAGAAAAAACUGUGCAGAAUCAAGAUAAAAUGCAAAAGGAGCUCAAAGAUGGUUUUAUCAAAAGUUUACAAGCAUCUAUACUUGAUGUUGUGGAAAAAAAUUUCUCUAACUUAUUCCAAACACAGCAAACUCAACUUCAAGAAGACACACAAAUGAUAUGCUCAGAACUAUCUUGUCAAACAGAAAAUGAAUCAAACUUUAAAAAUAGUAUUUCGAGCAAAUUAAAAGACAUGAAUCUUACAGCUAUAUCUACAGUUGAUGGUAUUACAACAUUAGCUUAUCAAAAUCUUCAAUAUGCAACUGAAAAUAUAGAUGCUUUAAAGACAUGUGCAAAUUCUCUGAAGACCAAAUUAGAUGAUCUUGAAAAAAAUGAGACUUCAUUUGAAAAUGUUUUAAUAGAUAAUAGUAACAAGUAUCAUGAUAUGACUUUAAAAAGCUACAAAGAGCUUGUAACUCUAUCUGACAAUUUGAUAUCAGAAAAUCACAAAAAUAUAAAUGAACUUCAAACCUUGCAUAAUUCUUUAUGUGAUCAAUGUUUGUCAAAUAUUAAUACUCAAGUACUGAGCUGUGAUAGUGUUAUAGAUGGAUUGACUGAAAAAAUGAAACAGAAUCAAGCUGACUCAAUGAAUCACAGUCUCAGUCUUGAAAAUGGUUUACAUUUGCUGGAAAAUGAUAUCAUUGAAUUUGUUGAAGAGGAGCUGAAACAGGACUCUCCAACUGGUUUGACGCCUAGCCAAAAAGAGUAUAACUACCCUCGUUCCUUGCAACGUACUCAGGAACAUGAACAAAUUAUUAAUGAGUAUCGCCAACGCCAUGAUAUUCCUCCACUUCCUUCCUUAUUGGAGUAUGAGUCAGAUGAGAAUCACGAUGGUUCGUUUUUACAACAGAGCGAAGAUAAACAAAAGGAAAGCGAAUUUCUUAUACCUCGUAGUCCUGAUGAAACUGGAAACGAAGUUCUUAGCAUCGAUACUGCUUCAGACAAAGAAAAUAGAAAUGCACUUUUAAACAAUUACUAUUCAUCUGCUUCAAAAAUUGGCAAUAAUCGACCUCGAAUUCCAUUGCGUUCUUCAAACACGCUGUCUUGAUAAUGCAUUUUUUGUGUACUUUUUAUGAAACAUAAAGUUCUAUAAUUAGUUUUACAUCAACGUUCUGGAGAAGGUUGUGGUUUGUUCCUUUGUUUUUGAGGCUGCGUUUUUUGAAUGUAAUUCAAAGCAGCUAGUUUUAUAAGUAAAAAAAAUUGUAAAAAGAAACUUUUACAUAUAACAAAAAAAAACUGUAACAACAACAAAAAAUCAAACUAAAUAAUAGA